Molecule: messenger RNA, 1242 nt
Organism: Drosophila arizonae
Lineage: Eukaryota; Metazoa; Arthropoda; Insecta; Diptera; Drosophilidae
Source: RefSeq, a predicted model, not a curated record
CAGUUGACGUUAACGCAGCGCAGCGUGAACUACUAUUUGGCAGUGCAGUCUCCAAGAUAAACUAUAUACUCGAAUCAAGCGAAAAUGGGUUGCUGUGCGAGCAGUCUGAAGACGGAUGUGGAGCGCAGUUUGAGUGCCAGCGGAUAUGCCUCCAAGCGCAAUCGCAGCGGCAGCUCUGCCAGCAAUACUAACAGCAACAAGAGCAACAACAACAGCAGCAACACCAACAGCAAGUGCAACAGCAACAGUAACAGCAACAGUUGCGGCAGCAACAACAGCAGCGGACUCGGCGGCAGCAAUCGCAGCAUCUGGAGUCGCAGCCAAUCGCGGCCCAUUUGCGAUGACUUUGGCGAGCGGCCGCUGGCCGAGGUUGAGCAGGAAUUGGAGCGCUCCUGCGGCUAUCAUACGUGCAGCAGUGCAGCAUCGACGCCCACCAAGCACCAGCUGUGUCGCACCCAGGAUAUGGAGCUGGCCAAUCGAAGCAGCGUGAGCUCCACCAACCUGGACCUGUCGCCGGACGUGGGCAACUUGGAAUGGGAGAUGUAUAUGAUGCAGCAUGCCCAGCGCAUCAUGCCGAAGACCUCGUCGCCCGUCUGCCAGCGACGCGAUGUCACCGUCGAGCUCAACUCACGCUCCUACCACAAGUGGCGCAACUAUUUGCAGAGCACGCCAGCCCACAUGCUGCACAAUGUCAGCCACAUACCGGAGGCGAUUGCCGGCCACUUCUGUCCCGUCGACUUUCCCGCCUUCACCGAUCUCGAGGGCGAGAUGGAGAGUGCGGCCAAGCGCUUCAAAGUGGAUACGGAAGCGUCUGCCUCCGAGGAUGGCUAUCCCAUGCAGCCGAUACAGUAUCAGACACAUACCAUCAGCACGGAUCUGUGAGCAGGACAACUGGACGGGCUCCGCUUGGUACGGAGUCGUUGCAGUUGUUCACACACUCACACUCACACUCGCACACACACAGCACCAUUCCAUUGAUCGAUUGCUGGCCGCUGGCAACAGGUUGUCAGUCAGUCGAUCAAUCAAGCAGUCAAUCAACCGCAAGGGAAACAAACAACUGUUCAACAGUUAGACAAUCACAAAAGCAAGCAAUAGCUCGGUCGAUCAGCGCAACAUUUUGAAAAUAGUUGUCCAUCAAGCAAACAACUCUCAAUCAAGCAGUCAAUCACAAUCAUGUAUAUAUGUAUCUCUGUGUAAAUAUUUACCGACAAUUGCAUAGCAAACAAAAUAUCUAUUCUUAAA